Messenger RNA from Notothenia coriiceps (black rockcod), 2928 nucleotides. It is a transcript of the gene gcfc2, whose product is annotated as GC-rich sequence DNA-binding factor 2. The transcript has 17 exons. Gene Ontology annotation, molecular function: DNA binding. The record is from RefSeq and is a predicted model, not a curated record. Gene Ontology annotation, biological process: mRNA splicing, via spliceosome. The coding region runs from base 67 to 2553 and encodes 828 amino acids. Gene Ontology annotation, cellular component: nucleus. Lineage: Eukaryota; Metazoa; Chordata; Actinopteri; Perciformes; Nototheniidae.
CGGUUUCUGACUUGACGUACCACGGUUCUACAACCAAGUUACUACCUCCAUGUAAGUGAAUAAAACAUGUUUAAUAAAAAGCCUCGGAGAAACUUUCGACAGAGAAAAGACAACUCUAGUGACGAGGAGGACGAGCGGAAGACCCGGGGACAUGGAGUGGAAACUGAGGAGGCUCCAGUUGCGGUAAAUAAGCCGGAGAAACUGUCCCAGGGCCGCGGCAUUACGUGUAGCUCCAAGCGGGAAGCGACGCCUCCAAAGCCGGGCAGCAGCAGCGGAGAGGACGGGGAUACGGUGGAAGUGACAGAAGAAGGAGGAGAAAGAAAUAAAGACAGAGAUGAGGUUGUGAAGACAACAAACUCAAUUCUCAGUUUCUCUGAUGACAAAGAAGCUAAGGAACCAACAUUUAAACUGAAGAAGUCUUCUGAUAAAGCUGUGCUGUUCCAAGUGAAGAAGAAGGAAGCAUCACCUGCCAAGACCAAACAAAGAAAAGCAGGUAAAGUUGUCCCUCCGUCUGCUUCUCCCAGGCAAGACUCAGACAGUCAGGCUUCACCACAUGAUCUGCCCCGCACUGAUGAUGACGACAGCAAUAAGGAUGAUGAUGACGAUGAUGAUGACGACAAUGACAGUGAUGAAUGUGAUGCCAGGUCUCCCUCAGCUAGCUCAGACUCCAGCCGCUCUGCUACUAAACCAGCAGUCAUCCCUAAUGCUAAAGAGAUCAAGGCAGCUCGAUGGCAGCGCCGCGCCAAUCGAGCCCAGAAAGAAUUCAUUUCCCUGGGUAGAGACGGCCACAGCUCAGCUGGUAGCACCCCGGAUCACUACAGCAGGGAAGAUGACGAAGAAAGAGUUGAUGAUGACGAUGAUGAGCCGGAUGAUCACGAGAGAAGAAUUGAGUUCGCCCCAAGACUGAAGAGCAUUAGGGAGAGGAUUGCAGAUAAACUUGGAGACACUGAUGACAGUCUCUCAGGAUCUGAUGUAGAUGAGCAGGACCUUUGGGAGGAGACACAAAUCGAGAAGGGAGUCAAGAGACGGCCGGGAGAACAGAGCCCAUCUGGCAGUGAAUCCAGCAGCUACAGCAGCAGCAACAAGCGGAACAGACAAAGGAAAAAAUUAAAAGGGCUCAAAAUACCAACUUUUCCUGCCUUCAGUGUCUCAAUGGUCAAGAAGAGGAUCACUGGAAAACUUGAAUCCCUGAAGGAGGUGCACAGCGCCCGGCAGGCGGAGCUGAGGAGGAUGGAGGGCGAUGUGGAGAACGCUCGGGCAUCCGCCGAGACUCUGGAGGAAAGUUCCUCUGAGAGACAACUCAGGUUUUACAGGGACACGAACCUCUAUGUCCACAACGUGGUGGAGUGUCUACGGGAGAAGGUUGUGGAGAUCAACUCUGUGGAGCUGGAUCUGCACUCCCUGCUGUCCGACCACAUGGAGGCGCUGUUGGCUCAGAGACGACAGAGGACCAGCGAGCAGGCAGACCGCCUGCAGCAGAUCAGCUAUGGCACCAAUGAGCAGGGUGGAAGUCCAACUAAUGGAACAGAAACUCAAAGCGGUGCAGACUCUGGUGUUAAAGCUGAAGAAGACUUUGAUCUACCUGAAGACACCCAGCCCUCAGCAGAAGAGGAGGAGCAGCUGCAGAAGAAGAUAGCUGAUAUCCUCUUGAGGUCCCAGGCGGUGUUUUCUGACGUCCAGGAUGACUUUUGCAGCGUGAAGAAGAUUUUGUCCCGAUUUGAGGAGUGGAGAGGGUCUUACUCUGACUCUUACCACAAUGCCUACAUCUCUCUGUGUCUGCCCAAGUUGUUGAACCCCAUCAUUAGACAUCAGCUACUGCCAUGGAACCCAUUAAAGAGUGACAGUGGGGACUUUGAAAACUUCCCGUGGUUCGCAGCAGUGGAGACAUUUUGUCAUGGUCAUGGCCACGAGGAGCUGGAGAACACAGACAGACAGACACUGUCUAAUGUCAUAGAAAAGACCGUCGUACCCAAAUUGACAGGUCCCCUGCAGGCCUUCAGAGAGGCUGUGAUCAGCAAACUGAGGAGCUGCGUGGAUGACGAUGUCUUCAUCCCUCUGUACCCUAAAACGUUCCUAGAAGACAGCUCGUCUCCUCAGUGUCGCUUCAGGGAUCAACAGUUCUGGACGGCCAUCAAACUGCUAGGUAACAUGGGAAAAUGGGAUUUGCUGCUUCCCGAGUCUGUGUUGAAGGAACUGAUGUUGGACAAGCUUCUGAACCGAUACCUGCUGACCGCGCUGUGCAGCCAGACGCUGAGCAACAAGGCCGUCCAUGCAUGCAGAAAGAUAGCAGACAGUCUGCCGCUCUCUUGGUUCAAAGGAGAGAAUUCCUGUUUGCCUCAGCUCCAGAACUUCAGAAACCACCUUGUUCAGAAAGCUCAUAGCAUCUGCAAACAGCAGCCUCCUGAGGAGCCAAACACCAAGUCUGCUGUGGUUGAGGUGCUGAAGAUUCUGAGUAGUAUCCGGUGCAAUGAUUCCAUCAUGGCGAUAUCAGAGAGAUACCGCUACGAAGACGUGAUCUACUCCCACCAGCUGCUGAACCACGAAGACGUAUGAGCAACAAACGCUGGACUGAAAGAUGGAUCAAACUGAAAAUGUAGUACGCUGGUACUUUGAAAGCUAUCGACAAAGAUAUUGUGCUGCAGAAGAGGGGCUCCUCCUUUUUUUUUUCUUUAAAGGUUGCUACAUAGCCACUGAACUGCAGAAUGAAAACAAUGGAUAUAUAAUCUUUUGUUAAGGUUGUGCUUAAAUUAUGAGCUAAUAAGUGGAACAAAUUAGAUGUUUUACAAUUUACACUGCCAAGAAACAUUAUGUGAGGAAGAACAAAUCAUAUUCCUGCCAUUUCUAUUCAUGAACAAUUUGCUGUCUGUUUUGUACCGGAGAUACAUUUAUUUUUAUGAAUAAAUAUUUGAAUUUUGUUACAAUAUCUGG